AUGGCAGCAGUAGCUGCGUCAGGAUCUGGGAAUCCCCCUAACCCCACGGUUUAUGUUCACAAUUUAGAAGAGCGCGUUAAGAUCGAUGAUUUGAAAGAAGCGCUUGCCGAAAUCUUUUCCGAAUAUGGCACUAUACUCGAGAUCGUCGCAAAGAAGAAUCUAAAAGCAAAGGGACAGGCAUUCAUCGUAUUCGACAAUGUUGAGUCCGCACAGCGAGCUAUCGAGGAAGUCAACGGAUUUGACUUACUUGGUAAACCCAUGUCUCUCGAUUUUGCGAAAACGAGAAGCGAUGCUACGGUCCUGAGGGAAAGUGGCUCAGAUGAGUUUGAAGCUCAUAAGAGAAAGAGGUUGGCUGAGAAGGAACGAAAACAAGCCCAAGAAGCACUCGAAGCACAGAAGAAGUUGAAGCGGCCGGCGGGKGUAGUACCUGUACCGGCAGAGGCUGGGAGACCAGCAAAAGCAGCUCGUGGAACUGGACUCAAGCCUUCCACCGGGGCAGCUGCCGCAGUUAUUCCCGACGAAUACCUACCUCCAAACAAGAUCCUCUUCUUACGAGAGUUGCCAGAAGAUGCCGACUCUGAUAUACUUACCGGUAUAUUCGGUCGUUUCGAAGGUUUCCGUGAAGUUCGUCUGGUGCCUGGCCGCAAGGGUAUCGCUUUCGUCGAAUAUGAAAAUGAAACGGGGGCUAUCAGUGCGAAAGAAGCGACAUCUGGAAUGCCAAUGGGUCCGAAUGGAAAGCCUAUUCGUGUAACGUACCAGCGACAAUGA
Messenger RNA from Talaromyces amestolkiae, 768 nucleotides. RefSeq lists its product as uncharacterized. Lineage: Eukaryota; Fungi; Ascomycota; Eurotiomycetes; Eurotiales; Trichocomaceae. Gene Ontology annotation, biological process: mRNA splicing, via spliceosome. The record is from RefSeq and is a predicted model, not a curated record. Gene Ontology annotation, molecular function: U1 snRNA binding. The transcript is spliced from 4 exons. The coding region runs from base 1 to 768 and encodes 255 amino acids. Gene Ontology annotation, cellular component: U1 snRNP.